This is a messenger RNA of Thelazia callipaeda (thelaziosis nematode), 501 nucleotides long. The record is from the annotation of a GenBank genome assembly. NCBI's taxonomy places the organism in Eukaryota, Metazoa, Nematoda, Chromadorea, Rhabditida, Thelaziidae.
AUGUCAGUUUGUGGAAUGAGAGAUGCAUUCAAUAUUGAAAAGGAUGAAAUCGAUGAUGAAUACUUGCAACGAGUGCAGAAGGUGCAAAGAAUCAUCAAUAACUCAAAAUUGGCGCAAAGAAAGAAGAAAUACAAAUGUAUCGAAGUAGAUGUUAACAACGUCAAGAAUGCUGAUACAUACCAUAUGGAUUCGUGGAAGAAUUUCUUAAAUUAUCCUGAAAAAACGACGUUCCCAUUGGAUUAUCAUGUCCGUUAUGAGCGACCAAAACUUCGACAAGUAUUUCUGGAAUCACCUAUGAAUACACUUUCUGCAACAUCACUGCAGCCAUCUCUCAAAACAAUUAUUGAAGCACCCCCUGCGGUAUAUGCUACUGGAUUCUCAAAGGCUCCACUAAGAUCACAUAAUACAGCGGGCCCACCGAGGAUGCGGGAGACACUCGAAAGUCCCAGCACCAUUAAACCACCACUAAUUCUAUCACCAGAACACUGCAAGCAGGUCUGA